Aspergillus uvarum CBS 121591 is the source of this 3912-nucleotide messenger RNA. RefSeq names its product mRNA-binding protein RRP12. NCBI's taxonomy places the organism in Eukaryota, Fungi, Ascomycota, Eurotiomycetes, Eurotiales, Aspergillaceae. The record is from RefSeq and is a predicted model, not a curated record. The transcript has 3 exons. Bases 1 to 3912 code for a protein of 1303 amino acids.
AUGGCGACCUUGGCGGAGAAGCUGGAGAAGAUCAAGUCUCCCAAGCUGCAGAACCAGCAACAUACGGCCGUAGUGCUCUCUGCAGUUGAAGACACACUCCGCGAUCAGAAAGCCGAUUUCUCUGCCACAGCUUAUUUCGCCGCGCUGUUGGCGCUCCUUGGCCAGUCGAUCUCCGCUACCCAAGGCAUUGUCAACAAGGACCUCGCUACUUCCGUUGUGUAUCUGCUCGACAUCACCACUACAUACGUCCCUGCGCCAAUUCUUCGUUCCAAGUUCUCCCAUAUCUUGACCAGUCUCGCGCCGGCCCUCUCCCUGCCCGAAGUCGAAGCCCCGCUCCUCCGUCCGUCGAUCGGCUGUCUUGAGUCUCUCCUCGUUGCCCAAGAUGUCGCGGCAUGGCAACUCCCACACACUCAAAUCAGCCCCCGUCGGGCCAUGGCUGGCUUGCUGAGCUUGUCGGUCGAUCACCGCCCUAAGGUCCGGAGACGUGCCCAGGAUGCUCUGAUCAAGGUCCUUAAGACCCCUCCCCCCAGCCCCUCCUUGGACCACCCGGCUGCCGACAUGUGCGCAGAGACUGCUAUGCGCACUCUGGGCGAUAGCAUCGCGGCGGCUGCCAAGGCGAAGCGUGGUCGCAACGACCCCCAGAACCGGGACAACCACGACCCUCUCGUCAUCCACUCCCUGCAACUUGUCAAGACGAUUGCCGUCGCUUCAGGCGGCUGGCCGAGCAAGAAGAUUGAGCCGCUGUGCGAGCUCCUGAUGAACGCCUCCCGGUCGACCAACGAGUAUAUCACCAUGGGCGCCUUCGAGGUCUUCGAGGUCAUCUUUUCCAGCAUGGCCAACGACUUCUCGUCCUCCAAGCUUCCUCGCCUGCUCGAGGCGAUCACCGACCUCAAGCCCGCACAGAACGACUCGCAGCUGCUGCCUCCCUGGAUCGCCGUCUUGUCGCGCGGGUACGAUGUGUCCGCGCAGACCAGCCCCGAGGAUACUUUCGAGAAGCUCCCUGCCUUGUUCAACAUGAUCUCCGGCUACCUUGCCUCCCCCUCGCGCAACAUUCGUGUGUCCGCAUCAGAGUGCUUGGUCUCGUUCCUGGCAAACUGCAUUCCCAAGAACGUGAUCAUCGAGCCCUCGGUCUACGACGAGAAGACACUCGAGAAGCUGGCGAAGGCUGCUAUGGACCUUCUCUCGGUGAAAUAUCAGGCCGCCUGGGCGGAAGUGUUCAAUGUUUGCGCAGCCAUGUUCGACAGCUUCAAGUGGCGCUCAAGCCCCUUCCUCGAUGACAUUGUCAAGACGAUCGGUGAGCUCCGCACCAACGAGUCGUUCCACGGAAAGAAGGAGGCGGAUAAUGUUCUGGGUAGUGCUAUUGAGGCCAUGGGUCCCGCGGCGGUCUUGGAGAUCCUGCCUCUGAACAUCAUCACCCAGAAGCCCGGCCAGCCCGGCCGUGUCUGGUUCCUCCCUGUUCUGCGUGACAAUGUCACUAACACCAACCUUUCUCACUUCCGCUCCGAGUUUGUUCCUCUGAGUGAAGCUCUGUACCAGAAGGUCAUGGCUUACAGCUCUGCCGAGAAGGAUGUGGAGAUGAAGAUCUUCGAGACCCUGGUUCAGCAGACUUGGGCUAUCCUGCCCGGUUACUGUGAGCUUCCUCUGGACUUGAUCGAGUCGUUCGACCAGAGCUUUGCUGAGCUUCUUUCCAACGUCCUCUACAAGCAGACGGAGCUGCGUGUUGACAUUUGUCGCGGUCUGCAGAACUUGGUUGAGUCCAAUCAGGCCAUCUUGUCCCUCGAGGAGGAGGGCGAUGACUUGAUUCUUCAGCGCAGAAUCACCAAGGAAAUGGCUGCCAAGAACAUCGCUCAUCUGGCCGGCUUCGCCAGCAACUUGUUGGCGGUUCUGUUCAACGUCUACAGCCAGACUCUUCCCCAUUACAGAGGCUUCAUUCUUCAGUGUAUCAAUGCUUAUCUGAGCAUCACCCCCGAGAAGGAGCUCAAUGAAACCUUUGCGCGUGUUGCGUCUAUGCUCGAAUCCUCCGUGGUUUCCGAGCAGGAAGAAGCCAAGCAGGGUACCCAGCAGCCCAGCUCUGGCAACAAGAUGCCCCCUACCUCCCACACUCUGAUCGAUCUCGUGAUUGCCAUGUCCAUCUACCUGCCGCGUUCCAGCUUUGCCAGCUUGUUUGCCAUGGCUGCGGCCAUUCUUAACGGACAAACAGGUGAUCAGCAAUUGAUCAAGAAGGCCUAUAAGCUCAUCCCCCGUCUUGCUACGACGGAUGCUGGCAAAGCCGCGCUCCAAGAGCGGAGUGGUGAGCUUCAGACCCUGAUCCUGUCUACCGCCGACAAGACCCCGUCGUCUGCCCGCCGCGACCGCAUGCUGGCUGUUCAUGAGCUUAUCACCUAUCUGCCCACUUCCGACUUGCACUUCAUCCCCGCUGUUCUCUCUGAGGUCGUUCUGGGUUGCAAGGAGAGCAACGAGAAGACCAGAACUGCUUCCUUCGACCUGCUCAUCCACCUUGCACAGAGAACGAUCGACUCGGAACGCAACCCGGCCGGCACCGUCAUCCGCAACUCCCUUGUGCCUCACAUGCCCGACAACGCCCCCGACGCCCCCGCCACCAUUGAGGAGUUCUUCACCAUGGUUUCUGCUGGUCUGGCCGGUAGCUCACCUCACAUGGUUGCCGCAUCCGUCACGGCGCUGUCCCGCCUGUUUUUCGACUUCCACACUCAGCUCUCUGGUGCCAUGAGCACUGAUCUUGUGCAGACCGUGGAGCUCUUCCUUACCAGCAACAACCGCGAGAUCGUCCGGUCCGUCCUGGGCUUUGUAAAGGUCGCGGUUGUGGUUCUGUCCGAUGAGGAUCUCCGCGCGCGCCUGAGCAGCCUGGUCCCCAACCUGAUGGUCUGGAGUAAGGAGCACAAGGGUCGUCUCCGCAGCAAGGUCAAGGGUAUCCUUGACCGCCUGAUCCGCCGCUUCGGCGCCGCCCCCAUCGAGGAGCUGGUUGGCGAGGCCGACCGCAAGUUGGUGGUCAACAUCCGGAAGCAGCGCGAGCGCCGCAAGAAGAAGAGAAAGGAGGGCGAGCAAGGUGACGAGGACGAGGACGAGGAGAACGCCGGUGCUGCCGGUGGGGCCGACAACAACGCCAAGGGCGGCCGCACCUACAGCAACGCAUUCGACAAGGCUGUGUACGACUCUGAUUUCUCCGACUCGGACGACGACGCUAGCGAGAUCGACGUCGAUGAGGAAGGUGGCACCCACGCCCGCGGUCGCGGUCGCGGCAAUCAGAACAACAACAACAACGGCCGGAAAUCCAAGCAGAGCGAGCAGUACAUCCGCGAGCUCUCACCCGAGGACAACCCGCUCGACCUGCUCGCCCCCGAUGCCCUGGCCAGCAUCUCGACCACGAAACCCAGCGUGCGCUUCCUCAACACGGGCCCUGGAUCCCGGAAGAAGCGGAACGCCAAGUUCGGCCCCGACGGCCGUCUCCUUCUGGGUGACGACGAUGACAAGGGGGAUGUUUCCACCGCCUUGGAUGACAACAACGGCGGGGAGAGCGGCAUCAACGCCUACGUCCAGGCCGUCAGCGGUCCCGACGCCGUCCGCCGCGGUCAGCGCGGUAAGCUCCGGAUGGCGCAGUCGCAGAAGAAGAAGGGUGGCAACGACGACAUGGACCUGGAUGAGGAUGACACUGCCGCCGUCGCGGCCGCGACCAGCUCGCGGCCCGGCCCCGGGCGUCGUGGUCUGGGUGUGCCCAAGUCCCACGGCCCCAGCAGUGGUGGCCGCAUUGAGAAGCGCCGGGAUGGUCGCGGUCGACCCAACGGUGGUGGUCGUGGCGGUGGUGGUCGCGGCGGUGGUGGUCGCGGCGGUGGUGGUCGUGGUGGCCGCGGUGGUGGAUUCCGUGGUAGUGGCGGAUUCCGUGGAAACAGAAGAUGA